AUGGUUUCUAUGAUCACAUCAAUCAUUACUUUGCUGUGCCAUGAAGAAAGUUGUUUUGAAACUGGAUGUACACGAUGGCAAAGAUAAACGGAAAGCCAUGAAAGCUGUUUCUGGUCUCUCAGGUAUCGAUUCUAUUGCGAUGGACAUGAAGGACAAGAAGCUGACGGUGGUCGGAGACGUUGACCCGAUUCACGUUGUGGGCAAGUUAAGAAAACAAUGGCACACCGAGAUUUUAACGGUCGGGCCGGCCAAAGAAGAGAAAAAAGACGGCGGAGCCAAGAAAGAUGAAGGCGGCGGCGGCGGCGGAAAGAAGUCGGAAGAUGAUAAAAAGAAGGAGAGUGAUCAGAUUGCUAAGCUUGUUGAGGCUUACAAGGCCUAUAACCCUUACAUGACUAUGCCUUACCGAGUCGUAAGUGCCGAAGAAAACCCGAAUUCGUGUGUCAUCUGCUAAAUUUCCCAGACCUGUGCUGUAAAAAAAAAA
This is a messenger RNA of Hibiscus syriacus, 481 nucleotides long. RefSeq names its product heavy metal-associated isoprenylated plant protein 39-like. The record is from RefSeq and is a predicted model, not a curated record. NCBI's taxonomy places the organism in Eukaryota, Viridiplantae, Streptophyta, Magnoliopsida, Malvales, Malvaceae. The transcript is spliced from 3 exons. Bases 41 to 451 code for a protein of 136 amino acids. Gene Ontology annotation, molecular function: metal ion binding.